UGGCUUCAAAAGCACCCGGACGCCAUCCAGACGGGUUCCAUCAUGCUCGACCAGAGUCUGACGGUGCUCCUGCAGACGUCCAUGUUCGUCGGGGGUUUCAUCGGCUUCUUCUUGGACAACACUGUGCCGGGCACAGACGAGGAGAGGGGCCUUGUGAGUUGGCACGAAAACCUCCGUCAGGCAGAUUCCUCAGCUAUCAGUGGCACUACCAGCAUCUACGACUUACCCUACAUUACUGCUUCUCUUAGGAGUCUGAAGUGGGCUCGUUACGUGCCUUUCUUCCCGACCUUCAAGGGGUUUAGGAAGAGAGCCUCGGCCAAGAAUGCCGAGCGAGGGAAUAUUCCUCUGUAAGGACAGUGUGGUGGAGAGACGGCGAAUUCACGGUUUUCCGGUCCGUCUGUUUCGUGCCUUCGUCUCUCUCUCUCUCUCUCUCUCUCUCUCUCUC
This is a messenger RNA of Penaeus vannamei (Pacific white shrimp), 445 nucleotides long. The record is from RefSeq and is a predicted model, not a curated record. NCBI's taxonomy places the organism in Eukaryota, Metazoa, Arthropoda, Malacostraca, Decapoda, Penaeidae.